UGUGUUUAUUCCUUUGCAAAAGCCAUUCUCCAUUCAUACAUAUUAGCAGAACUUAAUACCCUUCACAGUUUUGCUUGUUUGCUUACCUGUGAACUCACCAGCAAUGGAGGAUUUAGUUAGUAGCUCAUCUCUUAGGAGUGUCCUUAGCUCUAGCGAAGGGCCUGCUCAAUCAGGAGAGAGUUCUUGGACCGAUUACUUUGUGGAUUUCAUGCUAUCGGAGGAGGAGAAGAAGAGACAGGAUGCUUCAUAUUGCGCUACCGAAGGCGAAGACGAUGGCGAUGGAAGUCGUAGCCAUGAGGAGGAAGAGGAUGAUUCUACGAUUUCCGAUGCCGCCUCUCGCGCCCCUACUGCGGUGCUAUUGCCUAGCAAGUACAAGGAGUUGAAGAAGCUCAAGAAGAAGGCUUUCAAGGUCCUGGAUCAUGAUGAUUCCCUGGAAGAUACAGCAAGCUCUCCUGUAAACAGCCCAAAGGUCAAUGUUGUGUCACAGCUGGGAUUGAGCCCUAAAAUGAGGUGUAGCAUCAGGGACCUCACCAAGGAAGAUGGAAUUGGCGAUGAUCACGGAAGAGAGGGGAUGGAUUGUACAGAUGCAGCCAUGGAAGGAGUGAGAUUUGUUGAUCAGAGUCAGAGGAGUAUAGUUCCAUGUGCAGAGCUGAAGGAAAAGGGGAUUCGUUUGUUUCCAUUGUCCAUGCUGCUGCACUACCAUGGCCGAAAUUGAGACCUCAAUGUAUGAACAUCCUGUGUAGUGUUCAUACUUUACACUCUAUGCAUGUGUGGGAUAAAUUCCCCAAAAAACAUAUAUAGUGUGCGCGUAUUGUGGAUAUGCUUUUCUCUAAUGAUACAUAUGUGUUACUACUGCUCAUA
This is a messenger RNA of Phragmites australis (common reed), 861 nucleotides long. Its product is annotated as vascular-related unknown protein 1-like. Lineage: Eukaryota; Viridiplantae; Streptophyta; Magnoliopsida; Poales; Poaceae. Gene Ontology annotation, biological process: xylem development. Bases 104 to 715 code for a protein of 203 amino acids. The transcript is spliced from 3 exons. The record is from RefSeq and is a predicted model, not a curated record.